Pogoniulus pusillus (Red-fronted tinkerbird) is the source of this 3212-nucleotide messenger RNA. RefSeq names its product charged multivesicular body protein 7 (gene CHMP7). Gene Ontology annotation, biological process: vesicle budding from membrane; late endosome to vacuole transport via multivesicular body sorting pathway. Gene Ontology annotation, cellular component: ESCRT III complex; multivesicular body. The coding region runs from base 78 to 1400 and encodes 440 amino acids. The transcript has 10 exons. The record is from RefSeq and is a predicted model, not a curated record. NCBI's taxonomy places the organism in Eukaryota, Metazoa, Chordata, Aves, Piciformes, Lybiidae.
GCGCCCUGCGAGUCACCGCCGCAGGCUGCUGCGUCCCGGGCGGGCGGAGGCCGCGGCCGAGCCGGGGGCUGGCGUAGAUGUGCAGCCCGGAGCGGGCGCCGCCUGGGCCGGCCCCGGCGGGGGACCUGCCGCCCGAGUGGGAAACGGACGACGAGCGCAUGGCUUUUCUCUUCUCGGCUUUCAAGCAGAGCCGUGAGGUGAACAGCACCGAGUGGGACAGCAAGAUGGCCUUCUGGGUCGGGCUGGUGCUGGCCCGCGGCCGCCGCCGGGGGGUGGUGCGGACCUGCCUGCGGGAGCUGCAGCACAGCUUCGAGCGGCGAGGCAGCCUCCCGCUGGGCCUCGGCACUGUCCUCCGGGAGCUCCUCAGACGGGGCAAGCUGCAGAGGGAGUCAGACUUCAUGGCCAGUGUGGACAGCAGCUGGAUCUCCUGGGGUGUGGGAGUCUUCAUUCUGAAGCCACUCAAGUGGACUCUCUCCAGUGUGCUGGGUGACAGUAAAAUACCUGAGGAAGAGGAAGUCCUGAUUUAUGUGGAGCUGCUGCAGGAGAAGGCAGAGGAGGUUUAUCGCCUCUACCAGAACUCGGCGCUCUCCUCCCACCCUGUCGUCGCCCUCCCCGAGCUGCGUUCCCUCUGUGCCAGUGUCUGUCCAGAUGAGAGGACCUUCUGCUUGCUGCUCCUCCAGCUUCAAAAGGAAAAGAGGGUCACAAUCCUGGAACAGAAUGGAGAGAAGAUAGUGAAGUUUGCUCGAGGUCUUCAUGCCAAAGUCUCCCCCAUGAACGAUGUGGACAUCGGAGUCUAUCAGCUGAUGCAGAGCGAGCAGCUGCUGUCACAGAAGGUGGAGUCCCUUUCCCAGGAAGCAGAGAAGUGUAAGGAAGAUGCCAGAAGUGCUUGCAGAGCUGGGAAGAAGCAGCUGGCACUGAGGUGUUUGAAGUCCAAACAAAGGACAGAGAGACGCAUCCAGGAGCUGCACUCCAAGCUGGAUGCAGUGCAGGGCAUCCUGGACCGGAUCUAUGCCUCCCAAACUGACCAGAUGGUAUUUAAUGCAUAUCAGGCUGGCAUGGGAGCUCUGAAACUGUCCAUGAAGGAUGUUACAGUGGAGAAGGCAGAGAACCUGGUGGAUCAGAUCCAAGAGCUUUGUGAUACUCAAGAUGAAGUAGCUCAGACUCUGGCUGGAGUGGGGAUCAAUGGUCUAGCAGAGAUGGACACAGAGGAACUGGAGAAGGAGCUGGACAGUCUCCUCCAGGACUCAGCUAAGGAGCCUCUUGUGUCUCAGAGUGUGCUGAAUCCACCCAUUUCUGAUGCUGAGCUGGAAGCUGAGUUGGAGAAGCUCUCUGUUUCUGAUGGAGAUUUGGCACAAAAGACUCCCUCUGAACCCAAAACAGCUCUGGGACUGAACCUCUAAAGACCCAACAGUGUCCUGUUGCUGCAGCUCAAGAAGUUGGCUUAAAGGUUCCUUUACUAAUGACUUAAAACUUCUGGAAGAGAGGAGUUGGGGGUGGGGGAGGGGUGUGUGUGGGGGGAGAACCACUUCCCUGCUCUUCAUGGACACCACUUUGCUCAACAACAGGAUCUCCUGCCAUGACAAUCCACUCUGGAACUGGCCCCAGCUGGUGUUUGUCAUCUCUGUGCCAACAUCUGCACUGCUCUCAAGUGGACUUGUGGACCCUUCCCCUCUUUCCCCUCCCCAAGUCACUCAGUGACAUUCGACCUUCCCUUCUGGGGAUGCAGCUCAAGAUCCUGCCCAGAGAAGGCAAAACUUCUAUGUCCAUAGCAGUGCUCCUUCCUUUUGAGUUCGGUUUGGUUCUCUUUGGCUUUGUUUUGGGGGUUGUUUUUUGGUUCCUUUGAGGGUUUUGUUGCCCCUAUGCCGUGGCUGAUGUUGAGGAGCUGAGUUGCAGUUGCUCAGCAGUUGGCUGGUUGUGCCCCUGUGGUUGUUUUAGACACUUGAGCCACCUGAGUGCUGUCCCCUUUGAUCAUGAAGUUAACCUUCAGCACCUCUUGAUAGUUCUCCUCCCCCUGGCCCCUGUCUGUAUCUUUGCACGGUCGUGGACAGCUGAACACUGUAACCGUUUGACUCUAGGAGGUUUUGGUGCUGCUUUAGAGGGCAGCAGUUGCAAGCACAAGACAAAAUUAGAUCCACACUGAAAAGUAAUUCCUCUUUUCUCUACUGACACUAAGGCCUUAAAGGGGAGACCUGCAAAAGAUGGGAAAGGAAGGAAUUUUCUCCCUUACAGAGGUUUGUGGGCACCAAGGAUGCAGCUUUCUGCUUGCUCUGACUUGGCAAACAAGCCAAAGCAGCUCAGAUUUCAUCUCCCUUGGUUGCAAGGGAGCUGAAGGAUGAUCUUCAGCUCCCUUGAUCUUGGGAGCUGCAGGAUGAUCUGCUUGGAGCUCUUGGAGCUGAGUGGGAGGGGGAAAGGGAUGCAGCCUUUUGCCUUUUGAGAGGAGAGGGCUUCAUGUAACAGCUUUGACCUUGCCUUCAGCCUUGAUGUUGGUCAUAAGUUACCUAAAAGCCCCUCCAAUAAAACCCUGGAGGUGUUCCUAAGGCUAAGAAAAGCCUGAGCAGGGCUACUGAAGGUUUGGGUUUGGACCAUGAGAUGUGCAGUGAUCAUCUUUUGCAGGUCACCUUUUUAUUCUGCCUGUGCACAUGGAAGCCUGGUGUCUGAGAUGGAGAAAUGGCUCCUUUCAGGAGGGGAAUGUGCUGUGAACUGGGCUUCCUGCACACACAGCCUGUGCCUGGCAAGGGCAGGGACUGGCAGACUGUUGGUCCAAGCAGUCCUCCUGUCCCUGACCCUGGAAUGUAUCCCUGGCAUCCUUUCUGCCCUGCUUCCUGAGCUCCACGUGGAUAGGGGCAGCUUGGAGGAAGGUGUGAACAAUAAACCAGGGCUGGGCUUGCCAGGUCUGGUUCACUACUGCUGACCCAGGGCUGGGCUUGCCAGGUCUGGUUCACUACUGCUGACCCAGGUUUAAGCCCAGAGGAGCAGGGAACAAAGCCCAGGUGCCACUAAGGCUGCUGGCUUGGCUCUGGUUUCCUUGUGGCUUUGUCCCAGAGGGCAGAUCCCUGCCAGAGAAGGUGUGCUGGAGCCAGCAGCAGUUUCCCCUCAACACAUGGAGCGGUGUGAGGUGACUUGAAGCUCUCUAAAUCCUUUCCUUUGUAAAAGUGAAGGGGAGAAAACCCUCUGUGUUUUCUGCCUGCCUGUAAUAAAAGGGAGGAAUCAAA